Cuscuta europaea is the source of this 2367-nucleotide messenger RNA. The record is from the annotation of a GenBank genome assembly. Lineage: Eukaryota; Viridiplantae; Streptophyta; Magnoliopsida; Solanales; Convolvulaceae.
CCUAGAUUGCUGAAGUGGUCUGCACCGAAGAAAACUAAUGUUGCAACACUAGCAGAUGUCAUAUUUCUGAAUGAAGAGUUUGAAUAUCAGAAAAUGGUACCAACUGAAGACGAGCUUAAGAAUCCAUUGAUAAAUGCUUCUUAUGCAAACAAGGUCAAUAAGCCUGUCAGAACAGGUCGUCUUACUUUGAAAUGUGGGCUAGCAAAACAGAAAAGAAAUGUUUCUGUGGAAGGGAGUAAAGAAGAAAAUGGGCAUGUUCAUGAAAAGGAGUUUGAAGCAGCACAGAUUGAUUGCCCUAAUGAAGAAGAUACUGAAUUGAAGGAACAAAUUGCCAAGGGUCCAACUGCAAUUGGAUUAAAGAGGUUAAAUAGUUUGAUUAAAAGAAAAAAAAAUGUUGGCAACCAAAGCAGAGAUGCAACAAUCAUGCGUAACAUAAUGGCUGCAGUGGUGCUCCAAUCAAAGAAGAUGCAAAAGUUUGAGAGAAGAAUGAAAACAAUAGAAGAUGGAAUACAAGAAGUUCUGAAAGGGCAAAAGCAGCAGGCAAAGAUGCUGAAAGCUUUAAUGCUUAAAAGCACUGAAAAUGCAGAAGGUGAAAAAAGCGAAGAAGAAAUCCAUGUGCAGAUUCAUGAAGCAUCGGAAGGAGGAAUAGAUAAAUCAAUUUUGGUCUCAGAUAUGCCAAGUUUUGACCUACAUCUGGAUCUAACACAGAAAGAGAAGGAAAGAACAAUAGAAAAUAAUGAAGCUGCUCUAGGCGGUGAGGAUGAUGCGGAAGGUCUAGGAAGUGAGGAGGCAGAAGGUCUAGGAAGUGAGGAGGCAGAAGGUCUAGGAAGUGAGGAGGCAGAAGGUGGUAUAGGCAGUGAGAUGGCUGAAGGUCUAGACAUUGAGGAUAAGAAAGAACUUCGAAGUGAGGAUGCAAAUCCCAUAUGUGCCCAAAAAGAGAAUUCAGCAAUCUAUGAAGAUGACAUGAUACUCACUCCUGCUCAAGCAAGCAUAAACACACAAGAGUUGGAAAUGCAUGUUGACAGUGCCAUUCAUAAUGUCAUUAAGGACUUGAAGCAAACAAAGGAACAUGAAGCAAUGACUGUUGAUGCUGGUGAUUCAAAAGAAACAACAACUCCUGAACAAGAUGGAGAACAGAACAUUGAAGCAGACAGUGAAUCACAUAAAUGUGAUGAAAGAAAUAAAGAGAAAGGACAACAAGAGAACAUGGAUGCUCACAAUUCUAAAGAUAAGGCUGGACAUAAAGUUCAAAUUGCAGAAGAAGAUAAGGGCAUUAAAAGGUCAAAAAGGGCUGCUAGGAGUCCUGAUAGAUACACUCCUAACCCCACAACAGAAAUGAAGAAAAGGAAAAUGGAAAAGGCAUUAAAAAAAAUAAAUGAAACACAAGUUUCUGAGAAGAGUACAGUUGAAGGACCAUUCAGUGAGGAUCCAAAGCAAAUGCCACCGACAGAGGACUUGGAUAAGGUAAAAGAAUUUGUGAUGGAGGGCCUGGUAAAAAACCAUUCAAGUAAUGUCCCCAAAAAGUACAAAAGAAAACAUGAAGAACUAGUUGAAUGCAAGUUUGGUAUACAAUUAGAUCAUUUCACCAUACCAACAAAGACAUGGAUUUAUGACCUCUUCACAAAUGAACGUUGGUUGUCUGACAUCCAUAUUGCAGUGGCAUUUUAUUACCUGGCGGUGAAAAGAAAACAAUACCAAAUCAAGCAAAAAUAUGCCACAACAGACCCAUUAUUUAUUGGGGUGAUGAAGUUGAAGUGUGAAAUGGUCACUAAUGACAAAAUAACAAUGACUGAGGCAGCUUCUAAUAGAAACAUAAUGAACACAAUGCUUGGAUCAAAUGGGCUGCCAUGGGAAGAAGCUGACUUUGUAUACAUGCCACUAAACAUAGGGAUGCACUGGAUACUCUUGGUGUUGGACAUUAAUGGAAAACGUAUCAGAGUCUAUGACUCCCUAAAGAGAAGAGGAGAUUCCUUGGCAACGAUGAGGGCAUUCCUUCCUUGCUUGGAGACCUUCUUACCAAGAGUAAUGGAGAGGUUGGGAGUUUAUGAUAAAAGACCGAAUGCAUAAAUCGGAAAGGGAAAAAUUCGUUUAGAUAUAGUCCGUAAUUGUCCACAACAAGAUGAUGGGGGCAAUUGUGGUGUCUUUAUUAUCAAAUUUGCUGAGUUUCUCAUGAUGGACAAAGAUGUGAGUGAAGUUUCAAAGCAAGACAUAGAGAUGUACCGACAAAAGAUGACGACAGAGCUACUGAUGUAUGCAUCACGAAGGCAGUAGUUGGACUAGAUGCUUUGUAAUAAGUAUUUUGUUGGGAACAUAAAUAUUUCUGAAAUUUCUUUGUUUUGGUCAUUAAGUAUUGUUACUAAGUAUUCA